Molecule: messenger RNA, 504 nt
Organism: Macrosiphum euphorbiae (potato aphid)
Lineage: Eukaryota; Metazoa; Arthropoda; Insecta; Hemiptera; Aphididae
Source: the annotation of a GenBank genome assembly
AUGACAGAAGCCAUAGUACAUAAUUUAAUGCUAGAUACUCUCGAUAUAAUAAAUCAAGAUGAACUACCUAGCGCAGCUCUGGAUAUAACACCAGAUAUGUCGGUAUCUACAUCAUCUGAAUUCAACGAUUCUGAGAUUCCAACGGUAUCCAGUGUUUGUAGAAUAUGUUUACAGUCCGAUUUUGACGAAACAAAUAAAUGCAUUUCUCCUUGCUUUUGUCGUGGAAGUAUGUCCAAGGUGCAUAGAACAUGUUUGGAAAAAUGGCUCCUACAAGCCAGUUCUAGUGUUUGUGAAAUUUGUACAUUUGAAUAUAAAACCAGGCGGGUCGCAAGAUAUUCAUUACUGGGAUCAAUUAAAGCAUGGUUUUUUAGUAGUGAAACCAAAGAUGAAGUAAGAGAAUUCUUCUAUGAUGGAUGUGUGUUGCUUAUUAUGUUACCGUUUAUAGCCAUAUUUUCAUAUGCUGGAUUUUCUCUAACUGAGCAUAUUUUCAACGUAGAUGGACAG